Molecule: messenger RNA, 489 nt
Organism: Sclerotinia borealis F-4128
Lineage: Eukaryota; Fungi; Ascomycota; Leotiomycetes; Helotiales; Sclerotiniaceae
Source: the annotation of a GenBank genome assembly
AUGCUCGGCCGUAUCCUCCUCACUCUCUCCGCCCUCGCCCAAGGCAUCACUCCAUUCAUCGCAGAUUUCAACCACACACACAUCUACAACCCACGCUGGCCCCCUCACGCCAAAUUUCAUAAUGGGCAAACACUCUCUAUGGGUGCUGGACUCUGUCUCAUCACUCUAUACUAUACCUGGCGCUUUCCAGCCAUCUCAAAUUCAAAGUCAAACUCAAAUCCCAAAUUGGGGAUAGAGAAGAAGCAGCAAGCCCCCGAAUCAUCAGAGAUGAUGGCGACAAGAAAAAUGACGCGGGAUAGUAUGAUUACGGCGGCGAUUGCAGGGACUUUGUAUUGGGUCGCGGGGCUGAGCGCGAUAUUGUAUCCGGGGAGUAAGGCGAUAGAUCCGGAGUUUGGGGAUGGGUUUCCGCAGGCGAUUAUUUAUCCGAUCUUUGCGGUGAUGGCUAUUUUGGGGGCUUGGGUGGAGGUCAAAGGUUUGGAGAGGGUUUAG